UCGUUUAUAUUUUAUUUACUUAAAAUUAUCAAAAAAACUUUCUUGAAUUUUAAAUUUGUCUUCUUGGUAUACGCUUAAAUUUCAUUACUAAAGAUCGCUGUGCUCUACGUCUGGCGAUAUUUGCAAUGUGACGACUGUGCAGCAACAAGUGUGGUCAACUUAACAUCAAUAUUAUUAUCUCUUUGGCCACACAUGCGCAUGCAUUAAUGAUUAUACGUAUAUGUAUGUUGUUCACGAAUCCCCAAUGAAUUGUAUUUUGAUCACAAGUACGCUAGGGCGUAUGAGUGAUGUGGAUUUGUGUGUGUGUACAAUCGAAACAUAUGCCUUUUGACGAAUUUCGCAAGCAAUACACAGACAUAUAGUACAUAUACAUAUAUAUACAUGCAUACAUGUAGAUUUGUGUGGUUGAUAUAUAAUAAUUUCGAAUCCACUUGUCAUUUGCGCAAAUGUCACAUACUCUCCGAAAUCGCUGCACGUCAAUGGGAACGCAUGAAAGUUCAAUUGAUAACAAAUUUUCUACGAAUAGCAUUGUUUAUCUCCCUUUUUAAAUAUAAACAAAUGCGAAUUAAGCAACUUUAUUACGUUUAAGUUAUUGUCUCAAUGAAAGCCUAUUGAUGGUAUGAGUGCAAUUUCCGGAGUCCCAGGGAAACGGUGCUUUUUCGUAUGAUUUUCCUUUCGGUUAUGGAUUCUGGGUAAUCUGAUUAACGUAAAUGAUAGAUGACAAGUUAUUUAUUAUACGAUUUAUAAAUGCUUAUUUGUAUUUUCGCAAUAAUACAGUUGUUUGUACAUAUUAUUAGUAUUUAUGCUUUUUCAGUUCAAAACCGUUUAUAUAAAUACUUGCCUCAGUUUGUGUAUGAACAUGUUGUUCUUUCUUAAUCUUUACUCUCUUCAACUUAUUUGUUAUUAAUGAGAGACUAUAAAGGCAUCACUUCAGUCCGAAUUUUAUAAUUAGUUAGACAAAGCUUUAGUCUGUUGAAGUUUCUUCUCGACUGCCUAGUGAAAAACUUUCUUACAAACACUUUCUAUAAUAAGUUAUAAUAUGCUGUCCAGAUUACAAUGUUGGCGAAUAGCAAUACUCUCCGUCGGCACAAUACUCCUGCACGCGAUCGCCACAGUGACGGUGGAUGCGUCGCUUAUAGCGAUGGCGACAACAGCGGCGACAGUGCUGACAACGGUGGCGGCAACACCGUCAUUGAACCCUUCAACGCCAGUGUUUCUAAGACGGGGCAUCCGAGUGGGAUACAAUGGCAACGCAGUUAUAAUAUGCAAAACAUUCGAUCGACCAAACACGUGGUUUCAUGAAGUUAUAGAAAAUAAAACAAGCGCUCCACUAAAUACUAAUAAUAAGCUUUUAAAAAAUUAUGCGGUGCUGCUCUUAAAAGGUGUUAAACAAACCGGUACUUACCGAUGCAUGCAAGGUGCGGAAAUUUUGAGCGAAACUAUUUUGACAAUUGCUGCACCAGGCUUAACAUCGCCGGAGAAAAUACAAAUUGGAAGCGGUGAUGACGCUGCGCUUGUUUUCGUCCAUGACAGCAACAUCAAAAACAUUACUUAUUUCCCUCGGAUAUUACCUUAUGAAUACAGCGAUUAUAGAGACGAGAAAAUCAGUAAAACUAAACUCGAUGAGCAGACAACAUUACUUUUGAUAAGGAAUGCAUCAGCUAAAAAGUCUACAUUCACAUUUGUAUAUGGGGAUGACCAAAGAAGCAAUGAAUGGGAACUCGAUGUGGGAAAAGCUCCGGAGUCAGUAGACAGUUUUCAAUGCAGAGGUUACAACUAUGAAUCUAUGAGAUGCAUAAUGUUCUAUCCACCAAAUAACUUACCAACAGAAUAUAAAAUAUCAUAUGAAACAUUACAGAACAGUAUUGUACAUUGCACACUAGACUACGGCUCAGCCAAUAAUAUAACGUUGCUGGCGAGAAAUAGCGGCAACUGUACUUAUUAUCCAGCCCAAGAAUUUCAUAAUUUCACUUUGAUAGCGACAAAUGUUUUAGGAGAAUACACGAAUAAAAUCUCCAUAAACACCCAUAAGAGCGUCGUGCCGCCAAAAUUGCAAAUCAAUGUGGAAAACAUAACCUCCGAUAGCGUAUAUUUAUCUUGGAAAGACCGUAAGCAAGAUUACUAUAAGGACAUUGGUUUGGAAUAUAACAUUACGGUUGAACCCUAUGGCUACAAAAAAUACAAUUUAACUAAAACCCAUUUAACUGAGUACAGUGAAAAGUUGGCAUAUAAUUUCACACUCCCAAACCUGCCCUAUGCCAACUGGCAAUAUGUUUUGAGUGUCAGAGCACGUGUUAAUUGCAAUACAAGUGAAUGGAACGAACCAACUCAAGAGGUUUUCACAACUGCGCCGCGUAGACCCGAUCGUGCGCCACACACUUAUGUUGGUGGUUUCUACAUUAAUGAUAAAGACAUAAUAACCCUAAAUUGGGAGGAUUUGGCAGAUUACGAGAGAAAUGGUGAAAACUUCACUUACGUUAUUCAAGAAUUGAACAUGGAUGGACAAGUGUUAAACUCAAAAGAAACCAAUAGCACAACAGUUGGCUUUCGCUGGUUUGAGAAGCCAGAGAAGCCUGAAAUUAGAAUUUAUAAAAUAUUCAGCAAAAAUGCAGUCGGUGCAUCAUCAAAUGCAAGCAUAAUACGAGUCGUCCCACCCACAGAUUUAAGUCCGCCAUUACAAAUUGAGAAGUUGUUUGAAAAUGGAGCAUCCAUAUUAAAAUGGAAGCAUCCACCUAACUACGAAAAGCCACCACCAAGCAACUAUACUGUCUUCUGGUGUCAACAAAUGUCGAUGAAGAAAAAGGAGUGUGAUGGUCCCAUGCAUUUCGCAGUUGUAGAAAACACGACAACCAAUUAUCUUAUACACGCGAAGUAUGAACUUGUAAUGGCCGUGGCAGCCAACUAUCCACACGGAAGUAGUGGACUUUAUUGGAACGAAUGCUUUAACCAUUUAAAUGCAUCAUUAGAGCAGAUAAUGCUGUACGAGCCCGUCAUUUCGGAGUCAAGCAUCUUUUUAAGCUGGAAACAUCGAAAUUGUAAGAGUGCGUUCGAUGGCUACAAUAUAACCUAUUGCGAAUGGAACAAUAACAUGGUAUCCAGUUGUCAUUCAAAGCUCGAAACAUCGACACAAAGUAGCAACUUCACUUUAACGAAUUUGAAAGCAUAUACAUUUUAUAACAUCAGCAUACAGUUAUAUGGCGUUAAUAAUCGAAAGAGCCCGCCCAGUGAAAUAGUGGAACGAACAGAUCCAGCAGCACCUGAACCGCCAACUAAUCUAAAUUAUAUGGAUGUAACAAGUUAUUCGGCGAAAAUUUCAUGGAAAGCGCCGACCGAAACCCGUGGAAAUCUGACAAAGUAUACUAUUUGCUAUAAAAAAUACAACGCAACAGAAAUACACAAUGAGACCACCACUGACGUGACUUAUACAUUAAACGACCUAAGCAGUGGAUCUGUCUAUGAGGUAUGGCUAACGGCGUGGACAACAAAGGAAUCAAUUAAGAGUGCAUCAGUGAAUAUCACCACCAUGAUUGGCA
Messenger RNA from Bactrocera dorsalis (oriental fruit fly), 3533 nucleotides. RefSeq lists its product as uncharacterized. Lineage: Eukaryota; Metazoa; Arthropoda; Insecta; Diptera; Tephritidae. Gene Ontology annotation, molecular function: cytokine receptor activity; protein binding. The record is from RefSeq and is a predicted model, not a curated record. Gene Ontology annotation, cellular component: membrane.